This is a messenger RNA of Asterias rubens (European starfish), 2081 nucleotides long. RefSeq names its product 25S rRNA (adenine(2142)-N(1))-methyltransferase-like. The record is from RefSeq and is a predicted model, not a curated record. Gene Ontology annotation, molecular function: rRNA (adenine) methyltransferase activity. NCBI's taxonomy places the organism in Eukaryota, Metazoa, Echinodermata, Asteroidea, Forcipulatida, Asteriidae. The coding region runs from base 33 to 839 and encodes 268 amino acids. Gene Ontology annotation, cellular component: nucleolus. The transcript has 6 exons.
UAGCUCCGUUACAAGUGUCAAAAACUCAGUUCAUGAUGAAACCAAAACGCAAAAAGCAAAGACCAGUCACUGAAGAUUCAAUGCGAAAAACUCGAAAGAACGACAAAGUAAUUUCUACGCUUCACACAUUCAACAAAGAAAUUGAAAAGAUCCAAGACCAUCGGCAACAAAAGAAGUCCAGCAAUUUUCAGAAGUUUAAUAUCCUGAAGAAACAGAUAGAACAGCUUGGAGGGUUGGAUGCAUACCAGAUUGCAUCUAAACAGGGAGAAGCUCGCCAUGGUAACCUCAACACAGCCAAAUGGGUUCUUCAGAAGUUAAAAGAGCACAACAUAAGAGUGGAAAAGGGACAUAAGUUCAAGCUUCUGGAUGUUGGUGCCUUGGACUACAACUAUAGUCAGCAAAAGAAAUGGAUUGAUUGUUCACCAAUUGAUUUGAACCCUCAGAAUAGUUGUGUGAUAAAAGCAGACUUCUUCACAUUCCAGAAUGAUGACCCAGUCCAGUUUGACAUCAUCAUACUUAGCUUGGUUCUUAACUUUGUUGGCUUGCCGGAAAGACGGGGUGACAUGCUGAAAAAGUGCUGUGCUAUAUGUAAACCCAAGGGAUACCUCUUUGUGGUUCUACCCCUCGCCUGCUUGGAGAAUUCUCGCUACAUGGGCCAUGACCUCCUUAAUGACAUCUUAGAAAGUCUCGGCUUCACUCUCAUAACGUCCCAUAACAGUAGGAAGCUAAGCUUCAAGAUGUACCAAUAUACAGGGGAAACUGGAAAAAGGAAAACUUUCCCCAAAACUCUCAUCCGGAAUGGGAUUAAGUGUAAUAAUUUUAGUAUUACCUUGAGCUGAUGACAAGGAAUGAUGAGCUUGAGGAAAUAGUGAUUACUGCUUCACACAUUUCUGCUAAGCAAUACUUUUCAUUGUCAAGCAUUUUUUUUUAUAGGGGGGCCUUAACAUGGUUUUAGGAAAUUUGGCUUUACGCGUAAGGAAAACCCUAUUCUUCAAUACUGUAAAAAUAACACUGUGUGGAUGUGUGUAAGUCCACAGUGUUUCAAGUCCCUACAUUAUGUUAAUUUUUUUGUUCUCGGGUCCACACUUUGUAUGUAGCUUUCAAACAUGGACGGGGGUGAAAUUCAAACCCACGCUCCGAUUACUCGUCCAACUAUGUGAUCUAGUAUAAUGUGUAGUAAUGCUAUGGACGUUUGAAUUGUGAUGGUUUUUAAAAGAUCAGUCAAUGAGAAAACAACUCAAAACUAUUUAUGUUAUGAUCAGAACAGACUGAUUCUUUUAACAGUCACUAUAGACCAUGUGACCUGUGUCACCAGCCUGGACUUCCUGUAGGCCAAUUUGUGCACAAUUCAAGGACAGAACACAUUGAGUCUGAAAGUGUAUUGAGAUUGCCCUGUCCGAUUUAUCAACUUUUGAUGCUAAGAAAGGGCCAUAUCUCAAAACUUGUUCAGCAGAUUUUGUGUUGUUUAUAAACAAGAGUUAUAUAUAACUUUUGAAAUUAUGUGGAAAUUAUAACGCAAACUUCAAAGUUUCUCAAAGUGCAGUAUUUGGACUGCCGGGAAAUGCCCUGGAAUGUAGGCUACCGUUCAAGGUCAAUAUUUUGUUACAAGAGAGAUCAUGUCCAUGGUAUUGCCACAAACCCCACUUAAUUGGUUUGAAGUGGUCAAGAUAAUUGGUAAUGUACUCUAAAAAAAAUUAUUUAUCUAAGUAAAUGAAUUGCUACAGGAAACUGAGAUGUAUUACCAGACCAAACCACAUAACUCAAGCAGGAAAUCACAUCCACAGAAUUAUAGCUCAGAUGUUCUUUCCAUUUUCUGAACAGUAAAUAUUAAACUACAUUGGGCCUUUUGAAUAUCUGAUAUUUCUCUUAUUUCAUCCUCCUGAAACAAUUAUUCCACAUUUAUAAAUACCACAGACAGUUUACUCAUUCUGAUUGGUCAAGAGGAGAUUUGAAAUGUGCAUUAGAGACAUGGUAACAAGUGUUCAAGAUAAGUCAAUGGCUAAGUUCCCUGUCGGUUAAACGUUACAUUAUUUUACAUAAUGAUGCAAUAAAUAUGACAAUAUUGAUCAAUAAAAGUUGCA